AUGAGACCACACGCGAGACGCAUCGAGAGCUUGAGGAAUACAAUUCAAAGGUCGCCUUUUACAAUACCGAUGGAAGAAAUGAUUAGACGUAUACAGAAUAGGUUUGACAGGGAUUCAACCCCGGUCCCUGAUUUUAGCAACCGCGAGGCAUCAGAAAGAGUGAGUGAUCGAGCCAAUUCGAUUCUUAACCGGUUGAUGACAUCUAGGGGAGUUAGAUCAGAGCAGAACCAGGCUAGUGCAGCAGCAGCAGCCAUCGUUGCAGCAUCAGAGGAUAUCGAUCUGAACCCGAACAUUGCUCCCGAUCUUGAAGGAGAAACCACCACGAGAUUCCAUCCUCUGCUGAUCAGGAGACAGCUACAGUCACACCGAGUUGCAAGGAUCUCGACUUUCACAUCUGCAUUGAGUUCUGCAGAGAGGCUUGUAGAUGCUUAUUUUAGAACUCAUCCAUUGGGGAGGAACCACCAAGAGCAAAACCAUCAUGCUCCUGUUGUGGUUGAUGAUAGAGACUCAUUCUCAAGCAUUGCAGCU
Messenger RNA from Camelina sativa (false flax), 528 nucleotides. Lineage: Eukaryota; Viridiplantae; Streptophyta; Magnoliopsida; Brassicales; Brassicaceae. The record is from RefSeq and is a predicted model, not a curated record.